Cololabis saira (Pacific saury) is the source of this 5121-nucleotide messenger RNA. RefSeq names its product ganglioside induced differentiation associated protein 2 (gene gdap2). Bases 234 to 1715 code for a protein of 493 amino acids. The transcript is spliced from 14 exons. The record is from RefSeq and is a predicted model, not a curated record. NCBI's taxonomy places the organism in Eukaryota, Metazoa, Chordata, Actinopteri, Beloniformes, Belonidae.
UAACUUGUACAUCAGUAAGCAGGUUUUAGCAUGGUUGCUAAGUGCAUAAACCGGGGUUAUUGACACUUUUAACCGUAUUUAGUGUGUGUAGAUGCGGUAUUGUGUCGUUAGUAUGAGAGCCCGGAGCUGCUGAGCGGAGGUCGGGAUCAGUUCACCCAGGUGUUGAUGACAUUUCUCUGCGUGGAGCAUCUGCUGGUUCGCACAUCUGCUUUGAGCCCGUGGUGUCGGAGGGGAUGGAUCCUCUGGGUGCCCGCUCCCAGUUCGUGGAUAUCCAGACUCUUCCGACAUGGCAGCAGCAGCUGAUCGAGGACGGUAAAGACAAGACCCGGCUGGACCGGAGCGACAGCCAGCAGGCCUUUCCCUCGCCCUUUCCCUUCAGAGCCGACAUCAACCGCAAGAUCAUCCUCCACACCGGUGAAGUUGCCCUGCUGAACUGCACUGCCAUUGUGAGCACCAGCAAUGAGUCUCUAAACGACAAAAACCCCGUGUCUGAGAACAUCACCCAGCUGGCUGGUCCCGAGCUGAGGGAGGAUCUGCUCAAGCUCAAAGGAUGCCGGACUGGGGAGGCGAAGCUGACCAAAGGUUUCAACCUGGCAGCGCGGUUCAUCAUCCACACGGUGGGACCGAAGUACAAAUCCAAGUACAGGACGGCGGCGGAGAGUUCGCUCUACAGCUGCUACAGGAACAUCCUGCAGCUGGCCGUAGAACAAUCGAUGACAUCUGUCGGCCUGUGUGUGGUGAGCACAACCAAAAGAGGCUAUCCGCUGGAGGACGCCACACACAUCGCUUUAAGGACCGUUCGCCGGUUCCUGGAAUAUCAUGGAAACAGCGUUGAGAUGGUGGUGUUUGCAGUGUCAGACACAGAGGAGCCUGCGUACAAGAAAUUACUUCCUCUGUACUUCCCUCGCUCCAAGAGAGAGGAGAAGGCCAGCCUGCCUCUCAUCCCAGCCGACAUUGGCAACUCCGAGGGUGAACCCGUCGUCCCGGAGAGGCAGAUCCGCAUCGCCGAGAAACCCGGCAGCCUGGAAGAUACCUGUGAAGAAGACAGCCUGGAACUGGACCUGGAUCGUGUGGGGAACCACGCUUUUGCACGGAUGGAGGGUGACGUGGACAAACAGCGGAAGCAGAUCUUACAGGGCCAGAUGUCGGAGGCAGCCAUGCAGAAGCAACACCAGAGAAACUACAGCCGGUGGCUGUGUCGAGCGAGAGCGGAGGACCUGUCGGACAUCGCUGCCCUGAAGGCCUUAUACCAUACUGGUGUGGAUAUCUGUGGCAGGACGGUGAUGGUCUUGGUUGGACGCAACAUCCCCGUGACCCUCAUCGAUGUCGAAAAGGCACUUUUGUAUUUCAUCCAUGUGAUGGAUCACAUCACGGUGAAGGAGUAUGUGGUGGUUUACUUCCACACGCUGACCGGAGAGCACAACCAUCUGGACUCCGACUUCCUCAAAAACCUCUACGACAUCGUCGACACCAAGUUUAAAAAGAAUCUGAAGGCUUUCUACUUUGUGCAUCCAACGUUUCGCUCAAAGGUCUCAACGUGGUUCUUCACCACCUUCAGCGUGUCCGGCCUGAAAGACAAGGUCCGUUACCUGGACAACCUGCAGCAGCUCUUCACCUGCAUCAAGCCCGAGCAGAUCGACAUCCCUCCGUUUGUCCUGGAGUACGAUGCACGAGUGAACGGACCCUACCGUCCCUCGGAGGCCUCCGGUCUGUGACAGGACACCUCUCUGCUAAGCCAAUGAAGAGAAUUAAGCCUUUAAUGGACUCCUAAAGCAUCUGAAGCGCAGUGGGGAAGCCCGGCUUUUGUUGUGUUUCUGCCAAAAACAAAUGGUGCGAGUCGCAGCCCGAGGUUAACGCGGUGCAGCCCAGUCAGCACUUGUCCCUCAUCACGGACUAUUUGUGAGUUUGGUAUAAUUUCUGGGUUAUGCCUUACAUGGAGGUUCUUGCAUAUAAAGAGUAUUCACACCGUGUGAUUCUCAGAGCCUUCCCAUCAUGUUUUGAUAUCACACAUCCAUGCUCAUAACGCUGGUGGGACUGCAGUGAAGUAAACACGUCCUUGUGCAGUUUCACACCGUUUCAUAACACACUGGAGAGCAGAAAUGACCAACAAUGGAUUCAGUUCAGGCAGAAGUUAAAAGGUCCAGCCCAGUACACUGCAAUAACAACCUUUAUGCUCUUAUGUAACUGCUCACGAUAAACACAAGGGAGAUUAAAUACAACCCCUCGACUCAACCAAUAUCACUUAAGUCAGAUCGCUUCCCAAGAUGAUUGACAUCAUCGCUUUCUUCUUUAUGUCUAAAUAUGAAGGUAAACCCCAGAGAUGGUUAACUCUAAUGGAUGUUUGAGACUUUUGAAAGAUGGUGUUGGUAGAUUUUGAUUCUGUUUAGCAGAAGCAGGCGAGCUGCAGUUUCUCAAAGUGUGAGAGGUUUUGCUUCAUGCUUUUACUGAAUAUUACAAAAAAUAGCAACUAAAUGUCUCGUACAAUAAAGACUGUUAAUCAGGAUUUUUUUUUUUUUACAUUUCUUGAAACUUUAUAGACCUCAGAACUUUUAAUCGGGAUUAUCAAAGUGGAUUUGAGCCCAUUGUGUUGAAAAAUACAUAUAAGUGAUUAAAAAAAAUGGUUUACGAUAUUAAGGGGUCGGGUGUCGAUGUGAGAAAAUAAUAAAAAAAAAUUAAAGUUGUAAAAUUCACAGGCAUAAAAAACGUACUCUGAACCACAAAAGAUAAAAUAGAAUGACCAGGAGGCUCGUAUGUCCUGCUGUGUCAUAAAGGACCAAACUGGAUGUUUAUGAAGAUUCUGGACUAAAAUUAAUAUAUUCCUGGAGGCUAAAUCUCUUUGUAAAAUAAAUUAUAUUUGUAUUAGGCUGAUGUGUUGCAGGAAUAGUGAUCAGUUUCAUGUAACAUCUUAAUAUCCCAGCUUUGUUUACUGUAAAGUUAUUUCUUUAUCUUAGUUACACCUCUCAUAAACACUUAAAUUUAUUUAAAGCAACUCCUGGAAGGACAGUUCCCUGUUUUUUUUUUGCUGUCCAGUCAUGAUUAUUAACAUGUUUUGCCCGACAUCUCUGCUUGUUAUUUCCCACCAUGUGCCAGACUGAGCUGGCCUUACCUUAAAUCCUCGCUGUGAUUUAAUCUCCGAUCAUUUUGAGGAAGACUCCACCCUCCCGGUACCCCAAAAGUUGCACUACCACAAUAAAAGCAGUUGAUGGAUGUGUGAGUAACGCCUGUCACCGUGGGCGGAUUUCCCCCGCAUGUGAGCCUUCGCCGCGUCAUGUCUGCUUCGUUAAACAAAAGGAAUCUGCUGGUUUUCAUUCAGCUCACUGGAGCUCCUCCAGCCUCUCAGGGUGCAUGUCCCGUCUAAAAAAAGGCCCCACUGAUGUGAGAAUCCCUGAAUCUGACGCAGGCCCUCACUCGACACUACUACACGGACCAGAAGCUGGGUCUUCCUUGGAGAGGAGGAACUGCUGUAUCAUUGUUUAAAACACUUGGAUUGUUUUGCUUAAGUUUUUAAUCAUUAAACAAUCCCCCUGUGAAGAGAAAAUGAGCAGUGUAGUGGAAGUAAAUGAUUGUGUAACGCCUUUAAAUCAGUUUUCUGAGGUGCAGUGGGAUGGAGAUUACUUUUAAAUAGACCUUCAGUGAAACGGAGCAAAACAAAACUCACCUCCUCUUGACAAGAUGCCAGAGGCCAUGUUACAGAAAUAAGGAUUUAAAGGCUGUUAAAAAUGUGAUUCACACACUGCUUCUAAAAAUGUUAGGAAGUGCUUCAGGUUACUAAAGCGUGAAGGGAUGAAGCCGAGCUUUAUUGAUCUUAAUUCAACUGUGUUGAGCUGAGAUUGUUUAUGAAGGAGCCAGAUGUGGGUUUCAGGAAAAUCUGCCUUGUUUUUUUUUUCUUUUGGUUCCGUUUGUUCCACAAUGCUCGAGAUUUGAAGAAAGUGACUUCAUUACUGUUUGGUUUCAUUUUUUUUUUGUUUUUUUACACUGAAUAAAAUGCUUUUUCUCUGUAAAAUAGUUUUUUAGUGUUCUUACUUGGACAUGUAUUGCUAAAACUAAUCAUUUAGGGAAGAGUUCUCUUGUGAUCAUUCAAGAUCUUAUAUGUUUAUGAAAAACAAGGGAAUAUAAGAAUUGACUUCUGUAAGAAACUAAACGGCUUCAUAUAUCACUUGCAGAAGAGUGCCGCUGCCUGCUCUCAACAAGUUCAACUCUAUUUUUGUACAAUGGGAAGUGGAAAGGUAGAACAUGAAAAAACACUGUUGAGCACUCUGAGCCUGUGAUUAGGAUUAGUGAUAAAUUCAAGUUAAAUAGGAAAAAAUAAAGCUGCAAGCAGCAUUGGUCAGGCCCUCACUGCCUAUGGCCCCCCAGGUGCCAUCGCAUUCUUGGUCACCAUUCACCAUGAACAUAGGAAAUAACAAAAUUCAGAGGUUCUGGUAUAAAUCACCAAACAUUUACACACACCAGUGCGAUGACAUGGAUUUUAUACCAUUUGCUUUCAUUCAGUGUGCCUAAUUUUGGCAUGUCCCUGAGGACAUAAUGUGAGAAAAACAAUUUUCCUUUCAUCAAAAGGUUGUGCUAUGGAGUCUUAAUUUGAGCCAGACAUUAAAUAAGUUAUUUUUAUUAAUUCAAAUGAAUAGUUUCUGUUUGAAAAUGAAAACCAGUGGUCACUUUAAUCUGCUUAAUUAUAGCUCCACUCCCAUCAGCCUCUGUACCAUAAACAGUCUCUUUUUAUAAAGAAAGGGAAAGAUGAUUUAAUAAAAUCAAGAAUCAGAUGUGGAGUUUAAAAAACACAUUUAAAACUGAGAGGUAGCCUGCUCCCUAAACCAUCACAAACAUAGUUGUUUGAUGCUGUUCCCUCAUCCAUACAUCACUUAUACUACCUUUAUUCAUUGAGACUGAUUAUUAGUUCCAGUGAAGCAGCGUAUCAUUCAGCCAGCAGUUUGGCUCACUGGUGGGGUUUAAUAGUUUCAGGGCAAUGAUUGAGCUCUGUGGUUUAGAAGAAUAUGCUUUAUAAACAAAAACAAUUUACCAGGUAUGGAUACACUGCAUGUAUUUUGGUACAGUACACUGAAAAAAAUCAAUCUAAGCGCAUGUAAAUAUAACAUAUUUAAAUCUGUGAUAUUAACAAUAAAA